ACCAUUUUCCUUUCCACUUGUGAAAACGUUUAAUACGCGUUACAAAUAAGCACCUAUUUGUAUUCCUAAAAUUUCACAUUACAGCUCAUUUCAACGUGUAUCUCAGUUCUAAGGAAGGAAGAACUUUAUCCAAGAUGUUUAUCAUGUACUUCCUGUCGAACUUCGUCUCCAACCUCACGUCAGACAUGACUGGGCUGAUAUCGGUCGUGACGGCCUACGUCAGAACGGCCGCCAUUUUCUUCCUGGGCACCUACUCCUACGAGAACAGCGACCUGCCCAUAGAGGAGCUCUACGACUUCGUCGUCGUGGGGUCGGGGUCUGCGGGCAGCGCCGUGGCGGCGCGUCUCUGCGAAGUGCGGGGCUGGAGCGUCCUGCUGCUGGAGUCCGGGGGCACGACGCCCCCCGAAGCGAUGGUCCCCGGCUACAACCCCUUCGUCAUCCUGCACGGGGUCCAGCCCAUGUGGGGCUAUAAAUCCGAACCGCAGAAACACGCAUGCAAGAACUACGCUGGACAUCAAAUACCAAUUCCUCGAGGCCGGACGGUGGGAGGUUCCUCCGCCGUAAACUUUUUGAUGCACGUCCGGGGCAACCGCCGGGACUUCGACCGCUGGGCGGCCCUCGGCAACCCGGGCUGGGACUACGACUCCGUCCUGCCAUACUUCAAGAAGCUCGAGACGUACAGGGGCGAAGUGACCAACCUCACGGCCCCGUACCACGGGUACUCAGGCCCCGUGGUGGUGGAGGGGAAGGCGUGGGGGACGGACGUAAUGAAGGCCUUCCUCAAGGCGGGGAAGGAGCUCGGCUUCCCCACCAUCGACCCCAACGCCUUCACACAAAUUGGUGUGAGGCGUUGCCAUAUGGCGCACGUCACCAAGGUUUUAUUCAACCACGAUAAGCGUGCAGUCGGGGUCCACUACAUGAAGAAUGGCCGGCAACACCUGGCGCGGGUGCGGCGCGAGGUCGUGCUGAGCGCGGGGGCCAUCGGCUCCCCUCACCUCCUCCUGCUGUCCGGCGUCGGCGACAAGAAACAUCUUCGUCAGUUCCGGAUUCCAGUGGUGGCCCACGUGCCCGGGGUCGGCCAGAAUCUGCAGGACCAUCCUGGUAUCUUCGGCCUCACCUGGACGGUCGACCCUGGUCGAGCGACGACUUUUGGGCGACAUCUCAGCAUGGCUGCUGCCACUAAGUUCGCGUACCAUCGCCAAGGCCCCCUGACUUCUCCCUUCGGCCCAGAAGGCAACGCGUGGUUCAGUUUUGGCUACAAGAACGACCCCGAAUGGCCGGACGCUCAGCUCGUUAUCGUCUCGAUCACCCCUGCCCUCGAUAGCGGCUUGCUUAUCAGUGAUACGCUCGGUUACGAUAAGGAGUUCAGUCGACGAUAUUUUGGACCCCUGGCGGGCCAAGAAGGAAUCAACAUGGGCCCGUACGUGACUGUACCUAGGAGCCGUGGGUCUAUCACCCUUCGGUCUGCAGACCCUAAACAUCAUCCUGUGAUAGACCCUAACUACCUCAGUCACCCCGAAGACGUCGAGAUUCUUGUUAAGGGAAUAAAGUUGGCGUUGGCGGUGGGAAACACGACGGCGUUCAAGCAGGGACUUGGAGCCAAGUUCCACGACAUGGUGCUACCAGGCUGUGAGGCUGAGGCGUAUGGUUCCGACCACUACUGGGCCUGCUUCGCACGCCACAUGGUAUCUACCGUCUACCACCCCGUGGGUACCUGCAAGAUGGCGCCCGCCUCUGACCCCAUGGGUGUGGUUGACCACGCUCUCAGAGUGCGUGGCGUGUCAGGACUGCGUGUGGCGGACGCCAGCAUCAUGCCCGUGAUUGUGGCGGGCAACACCAACGCCGCCGCCAUCAUGAUAGGGGAGAAGGCGGCCGACAUCAUCAAGCAGGACUGGCUCAUCACCAUACCUUUGUUAUGACCAUGCGAUGUCUCCAUGUGAUGUCUCCAUGUGAUGUCUCCAUGUGAUGUCUCCAUGUGAUGUCUCCAUGUGAUGUCUCCAUGUGAUGUCUUCAUGUGAUGACAAAUAAACGAUUUAGUAAGAUUGCUUUGUUCUGUGAACAAUGACCUUCAAUGUCAUGAUUUAAUUGUGAUGAAUCAUAGCAUCUUUGCCAAUUGUGAUGAACGCAACUGCUUACUGAAAUAUUUGUAUAGGUCAUGUCUUGUUCAUGUUGCAACCUCCACUAAAUUGUCAAUACUUAAAUAAAUUGGUAGAUUUGAACAUCCUUCUUUUGCAUCCAUUUGUUGUCCCGUGCCUCCAUCUGUUGUCACGUGCUUCUAUCUGUUGUCCCGUGCCUCCAUCCUGUUGUCACGUGCUUCCAUCUGUUGUCCCGUGCCUCCAUCUGUUGUCC
Molecule: messenger RNA, 2349 nt
Organism: Hyalella azteca
Lineage: Eukaryota; Metazoa; Arthropoda; Malacostraca; Amphipoda; Hyalellidae
Product: glucose dehydrogenase [FAD, quinone]
Exons: 14
Coding region: 135-1919 (594 amino acids)
Molecular function (GO): flavin adenine dinucleotide binding; oxidoreductase activity, acting on CH-OH group of donors
Source: RefSeq, a predicted model, not a curated record